UCAAUGAACGGAGCUAAACAAACGGGUUGGGCAAUCGAACUUAAGGACGGUCGUGGGAUGUACGAUCACUGUGUUUUUACUCGUAGUUUUUUUGUGCGGGCGAGUCAAAACUGGAUUCAGUGAUAACAUCGACAGUUCUCUAUGUUUGAUAGAAUUAAAUCUACAACUUUACUACCGUGCAGUCGCUUGGAUAUUGGCACUUAAGAGCGCGAAUAACAACUGACAGUAAAUCAUCUUUGCGGCGGUACAUCGAGUUCGAGGAUGAUUUUUGCGAAUUCUGGCAACCCGUUGAGAAAUACAUAUCGUAAACAGCCCCAAGUUGGCCCGUCGUCUCAGCCCAUGGCUCCCCCGAGCCCCGGAACCAACAGCAGCACCAAUCAGAGCAGCAGCAGCAGCAGCACGGCAGGUUGGGAGCAGCUCAGCAAAACCAACCUGUACAUCCGUGGCUUGCCCCCAGCAACCACCGACCAUGACCUGGUCAAGCUCUGCCAGCCUUAUGGGAAAAUAGUAUCGACGAAGGCCAUCCUGGAUAAGACUACAAACAAAUGCAAAGGUUAUGGCUUUGUGGACUUUGACAGCCCUGCUGCUGCACAGAAAGCCGUCAACGCUCUGAAAAACAACGGCGUGCAAGCACAGAUGGCAAAGCAACAGGAGCAGGACCCCACCAACCUGUACAUUUCCAAUUUGCCACUAUCGAUGGAUGAGCAGGAGCUGGAGACCAUGCUGAAGCCCUUCGGCCAGGUCGUCUCCACACGCAUACUGCGCGAUUCGAACGGUGCAAGCAGAGGGGUUGGAUUUGCGAGGAUGGAGUCCACAGAAAAAUGUGACGCUGUAAUUUCUCACUUCAAUGGAAAGUUCCUCAAGAUGCCAGCUGGAGUAAUGGCCCCUACUGAGCCGCUGCUGUGUAAGUUUGCAGAUGGAGGGCAGAAAAAGCGACAGAGCCAAAAUAAAUAUGUGCCUAAUGGACGAGCAUGGGCCAGAGAGGGAGAAGCCAGACUUGCUGGAAUGACGCUCACAUACGACCCCACUGCUGCAGCUAUGCAGAACGGGUUCUAUCCCCCUUACAGCAUUACCAACCGAAUGAUCGCUCAACCUCCCAUGUCACCCUACAUCUCCCCCGUGUCCACAUACCCGGUGCAGACGCCGUCCUGGGUCACCCAUCAGCCCUACAUCAUGCAGCAUCCGGGAGCUGUAAUAUCACCCUCUAUGGAUCCCUCCAUGUCACUGCAGCCCACAUCCAUGAUGAGCCCCCUCACUCAGCAGAUGAGCCACCUCUCUCUGGGCAGCACAGGAGCGUUCAUGCCAGCUAAUGCAGCAUUACAGGGCGCCUACAUCCCUCAGUACACUCCAAUGCAGCCUGCUACAGUGGAGGAGAAUAGUUCACAGCCUCAGGUGGAGUCGAGCGGAGAUCAUUCUCCCUAUGCCUACCAACAUACCAAGUGAUGAAGAGGUUCCUCAGCACUCAGGAGACUGAGAGGAGCAACAGCUUCAACAAUCAUGCUUCCUCUGUUGGACUAAGCUCAACCGUUUGGUCGACGUUUGAAACGAUGAGUUUUCUCUGUUUUUAAAAACAACUACCCAGACUAUUUUUGGUAUAAGUUCUAUGAGGUGCAAAUAAAAUCUUGAUUUCACCAGAGGAUUCUAGCUAUCUAAGAAGAACAUGAAAAUGGAUUAAAAAAAAAAAAAAAGUUUUAUUUUAAUAAUAAAAAAAAAAGAACGUUUAUUUUUACCAAGGAGUCGUCACAUGGGUGCAAGACCUCAAAGGAUCAUGUGACUAGAUGUACAUGGUAGCAGGUGUCCAUUGUUGAUAAUUUUUUAUGAUUUCAGUUGUGUGUGUGUGACUUUUUUUUUUUCUCAUUUUUUCCCCUUCUUCUUCUUCUUCUUCUUCUUCUCAUUUUCUUUCCCUACUUUGUACUGAACUAGUUGUGUUGAUUGAAGAGAUUUAUUAGCCGGACAUCCUGAGAAAGAUGUUUUUGUGCUUGCAGUGUGUGUUGCAAUGGUGAAGUGUUACAUGUGUCCUCUUGUACAGUGUGUUUUUCCCCCAGUUGAUCUUUCUCUUUUCUCUUUUCUCUUUCCAUACAAUUUGCCUUAAGUUCGUUCCAUACAGCUGUACAUGUAGUCUCUAACUGAGGCUCGCUCAGAGAAAGAGACGUUCAAAUCAGCUAUGGCCUUGUAAAUCAGCUGAAUAGGGCUUUCUUUAGGAGCUAGCUAAUGAAAUUCGGUUUUGCCUCGUUUAAGUGUUUUGCUGUUUACUGAUCUCCAUAGUGCUUUUUAGAUUAGGAACCAUGUUGAGUGAUGAUAAAUGUUGAUUUGAGUUUAAAUACGAUGUACUGUUUUCGUAAUCAGAGGCACAACGCCUCUGGUUGUUUGAAUGUGGUAGAAAUUCUGCUGAAUGAUCACAUUUUAAAAAUGCCUUUUAGGGGGAAAAAAAACUUGUAGUUUAGCUGCGGGGAAAAGUGGUGUGACCAAGUCUUUUAUUUUCAUUUUAUUUUUUAUUUUUGGGGGGAGGGAGAGGGGCGAUUUCGCAGUUGUAAUGUGCUUUUAUGACCAUGUACAGAUGAACUAAGCCUUCCAUGGCAACUUUAAGCAAGGAUUAAGCAGAGAUUGUGAGAUGAGAUUGAUUUUCUGUAGAUUUUAGUUUGCCUAGCUCUUUUUUUUUUUUUUUUUCGUCAGAACUCGGCACUUUCAAGUUUACUUCACCAAAGACAGUGAGCUAGCAAGCAGAGAUCAAAUAAUAAGUACAAUAUAAUUUCCUCCCUACGCAGGAUAGGCUUUUUAAUGGACUGGACUGCAAUUUUAAGAAUGUGCCUUCUUUGUAUAUAUGCAUCCGGUUGUUUUAGUUGUUGUCUAGGUCUGGACACAUGCAAGAAGGAAGAUUUGGAUCCGACAAGUGCCACAUACAUCACUACAGAGCACACGAAACUGAAAUAUGAAACUAGAACAUGGAAAAGGAGAAGUUUGAAACUAUGAACUGAUCAGCACAGUGGUUAUCUGCUAUGCUUUUGUUCAGCAAGAGAAUGCCUUUAAAUUUUUUCUUUUUUUUUUUCUCCCAAAUUACAAUAGGCUUUUGUUUUGGCUUUAGUAGGUUGUCUUCCAAAAGACUGUUUUUUGAACUGGUGGUCCUAUUGACCAAUUAUCUACCUCAGAUUUGCGUUCUCCUCUGUUUCGAUUGGCCGGGCUAGCAGGUUCAGCCCCGCCCCUCCAGACCAAAUGGCUAGCUCUGGAGCUGCCCUCAUCUACACUUGUUUUCUUUCAGGUUGUUUUUAAAUGCUUUGGGUUUUUUUUUUUUUUUUCUUCGACAAAAAUGUUUUUUUUUUUAAUGCAAAUGUUAUUGUUUUGAGGAUAGAUGUACGUUGAACGUGAUUGAAUCUUGUCUAGACAUUCAGUUUCAUAGUUUCAAAGGCAAAAACACUGCUGCUUAAUCACAGGAUGUUUUCGUAGUUGGCCAUGACAAAGAGAUGAACGAAAGAAGGAGAAAAAUAAAGAGGAACAAAUCUAAACUGAUGGUUGUGGUAUUCCUCUGAUCUUCCAUAAACUUUGGCGCUGUUCAGUCCCAAUCCAGACUUUUAGCAGCACAACCCUCACAGCUCUGCUGGAAUGACUGUGCAUAUAUAUAUAUAUGUGUGUGUGUGUGUGUGUGUG
Clarias gariepinus (North African catfish) is the source of this 3642-nucleotide messenger RNA. RefSeq names its product RNA-binding motif, single-stranded-interacting protein 1 (gene rbms1b). The coding region runs from base 262 to 1443 and encodes 393 amino acids. Lineage: Eukaryota; Metazoa; Chordata; Actinopteri; Siluriformes; Clariidae. The record is from RefSeq and is a predicted model, not a curated record. The transcript is spliced from 14 exons. Gene Ontology annotation, molecular function: mRNA 3'-UTR binding; poly(U) RNA binding; poly(A) binding. Gene Ontology annotation, cellular component: nucleus; ribonucleoprotein complex; cytosol.